AUGUCAACUCCCAACGACGAGACCAUCGUUGCGCGUCCGACCGACGACACGAGUCGUGAGGUGCGCGUUAUCCAUGCCCUAUUUCCUCGGGAGUGUCUGAGUCUAGACACGGAAGCCUCCAGCACGUAUCACAACACAGGCGUCCAAACCCUUCCACCACCAAAUGGCGACGUCUACAGAAUCAUCAACGGUCGCGAGCCAUCACAGAGCGACUAUAUACACAACAUGGGUGCCGCCGCUAUUGGACGCUACCAGGGAGACCCUCGCUCGAAUACAUACGAAUUGAUGUACGGUGCAGCAUGUACAGCUCCACAAGCUACAGGAGGUGCGAAAUACGUGGACUCAGGUUUCCAGACUGCAGAUUGCAACAUCACUCGCAAAGCGCUGGCCAGUGCAAAGGUCAAAGCAUCUAUGACGGCCAACAAAUAUCGUGGCGCUGCCGCUAAAGCUGGUUACACCAUCUGCGCUGAGUCCAAAGAUGACAACACUGUGCAUUCUGAGCAAUAUCCUACGACAGCACGGCUUGAUAUUGAAGGCAACUUGCUAGACGGCAACGUCGAGAGCCGUCAUCUCCCAAACAUAUACGGCACGUUAAUGCAUCAUUCCAUAUCGGCACCAGAACUAUGCAGGAAGACAGUCGUGCCUACCGUCAGGCAAGAAGCGAGCAUUUCACAUUACGAUGCACCAACACGUAGAGCUGCAUACCCCUCACCUUCUCUAUCGCCGCUCACAACCACGAAUUUUCUACCUAUGCCUGUUGAGAGAAUAUCAGCGCUCGCACCGUCCUCAAAAAGGCAGCCAUCUGACUCAGCCUUUGCACUGCAGAACGAGUAUGGACAUGUUGGAUCUGCCAUGAACAACUUUGUCGUCCUUGAUCCUGCAGCUACUGGUAUCUCAUCGGCCCAUAAUUCUACAGAGACGACUACACUGUUAUCAGGCAAAAACAUAUUAGACGAUCGUGAAGAUAUCGAAACUCCGACGAAGAGACGUAGAUGUGCAACGCCUGAGAUCCCGCAGGAAGGUUCCAUUUCAGUCACGACUUCACCGAGCUGGCCCGAAGAACGACUACAGCAAGAUUUUCAGGCACAUAGGGGAUCUCUGAAUACAGCAGAAGGUACAUACUCUCAGUUUGUCCAACUCCAACGCUCACCAUCAGGCGAUGACAGCCCAAAACACACUUCGGAUGUUAUUCAGUGCGCCAUCACAGCAAAGAAAAACCAUACAAACAAUUUACCAGAAGAUUAUAAGCCGUCUGCAACUGCUCUGCGCAGAAGUUCACCUUUUCAAAAGUCGGAAGGCUCGGUCAUUCUCAAACGAAAUCCAUUCUCAGAGUUCCCAAAACAAUUCUACGAUCGAAAAAAUCGUCAAAAAGCCAAACGUACACUUGAGACGAAGCGAGUCAGGCCUAUAUCACACAUCAGAGAGCAAGUUGAUGACAGCAACAAUAAAAUUCAAGCGAAUCGCGAGGGAAGAUUCAAAGUCGUGCCCGACCUUGCUGAGAAAUCACCCGACAAUCGACAAUCGACAUUCAGAGCGACUGCUUUACUGAAUGAAACUGCAUCAAAUUGUGUCAAGAGUAGUACCACCUCCCGCACUUUGCGUGGUUCUAGGCAAGCGCUUGCCCCGUAUGUGCCUCCUGCAAUGCGCGCCAGAGCUCGGCAGGCUCUUGAGACCGAGCAAGAGACAAGAAGCCAGAAAGAGUGA
This is a messenger RNA of Ascochyta rabiei, 1704 nucleotides long. RefSeq lists its product as uncharacterized. The record is from RefSeq and is a predicted model, not a curated record. Lineage: Eukaryota; Fungi; Ascomycota; Dothideomycetes; Pleosporales; Didymellaceae. The transcript has a single exon. The coding region runs from base 1 to 1704 and encodes 567 amino acids.